Nycticebus coucang (slow loris) is the source of this 684-nucleotide messenger RNA. It is a transcript of the gene CRYGN, whose product is annotated as crystallin gamma N. The transcript has 5 exons. Gene Ontology annotation, biological process: lens development in camera-type eye; visual perception. The record is from RefSeq and is a predicted model, not a curated record. Gene Ontology annotation, molecular function: structural constituent of eye lens. Lineage: Eukaryota; Metazoa; Chordata; Mammalia; Primates; Lorisidae. Bases 1 to 630 code for a protein of 209 amino acids.
AUGGCGCAGCGCUCGGGGAAGGGCCUGGAAGGGCAGGGCUGCCACGUUAUCCUGAGAGGACUGGAAACACUGGUGGAGCACAAAUAUGACAGUUCCUGGAUCACUCUCUAUGAGGGCAAGCACUUCACGGGGCGGAAGCUGGAGGUCUUCGGGGACUGUGACAACUUCCAGGACCGAGGCUUUAUGAACCGAGUGAACUCCAUCCGAGUAGAGAGUGGAGCCUGGGUCUGCUUUGAUCACCCUGACUUCCGGGGCCAGCAGUUCAUCCUGGAGCAUGGUGACUACCCUGACUUCUUCCGCUGGAACGGCCACAAUGACCACAUGGGCUCCUGUCGGCCUGUAGGAAUGCAUGGGGAACAUUUCCGCCUAGAAAUCUUUGAGGGCUGCAACUUCACGGGCCAGUGCCUGGAGUUGAUAGAAGACUGCCCCUUCCUCCAGAGCCGGGGCUGGGCCAAGAACUGUGUCAACGCCAUCAAAGUGUAUGGAGAUGGAGCGUGGGUCCUGUACGAGGAGCCCAACUACCGCGGCCGCAUGUACUUGGUGGAGAGGGGCGACUUCCGCAGCUUUUCCGACUGGGAGGCCCACAGCGCCCGCGUGCAGUCGCUCCGCAAGGUGGUCAACUUCUUCUAGCCGGCCCGGCGCAGCCCUGGGGACAGGAGGGGACCCAGGGCCUGGGGCCUUGGG